AUGGCGACUACAGGCAAUCAAAACCAAGGUGCCCAUCAAUCAGCACUUCCCUUUUUGAUGGGGAAAAUUAUGAUUUUUGAUGAGUAUGAUGAACUGGAGGAUACAACAACUUUGAUGAAUGCCCAAAGACAACAAUUGAAAGAUCAUAAGAAGAAAGAUGCAAAAGCUUUAGGCUUGAUUCAACAAGGAGUUGCUGAUACAAUCUUUCCCAAAAUUAUCAAUGCUUCUAAAGCAAAGGAGGCAUGGGAUAUUCUCGAGAAGGAGUAUAGAGGCAGCACGAAGGUGGUAAAUCAAAUGAAGACCUAUGGGGAAGAUAUUUCUAAUCAAAGAAUUGUUGAAAUUUUUUUGAUUAGUUUGCCGGAAAAAUAUGACUCUAUUGUUGCUGUUAUUGAAGAGACUAAAGAGCUUGAAAACUUGAGUGUUGAAGAAUUGAUGGGUUCCAUAAAAGCAUUUGAGCAAAGGUUAAGUAUGCGCUCUGAAAAGACAAUUGAAAGUGCUUUUCAAUCCAAGCUCAAUGUUAGUUCCAAAAAUCAAGAAAAAUACCCAUCAAGUUUUGAUCGAUCCAAAGGUGAAUCUUCUAGAGGUGGAAGACACGGAAGAGGAAGAGGAAGAAAUUCAAGAGGAAGAGGAAGAAAUAAUUUUGAGAGAAGUGGAAAUAUAGAGUCCACUCAACAAAAUUGUGGAAUUUGCAAGAGAAGUAGCCAUGUUGACAAAGAUUGUUGGUUUCGGGGAAACCUCAAUGUUUCAAUUGCAAGAACUUUGGACAUGUUCAAGAAGAUUUCCGGUUGA
Messenger RNA from Cornus florida, 789 nucleotides. RefSeq lists its product as uncharacterized. The coding region runs from base 1 to 789 and encodes 262 amino acids. The record is from RefSeq and is a predicted model, not a curated record. The transcript is spliced from 3 exons. Lineage: Eukaryota; Viridiplantae; Streptophyta; Magnoliopsida; Cornales; Cornaceae.